CACUACUCUGGCCUCUCAGAGAAGAGAAGAAACAGAAUGGCUUUCCAAAAAGAGUACCUUGACUUGUUGUUGGUCCCAAGUGGACUGUCCAUCUUGUUCAUUUACCAUCUCUAUCUGCUCUAUAGAUACCUCACCAUUCCUCAUACCACUAUCAUGGGCUUUGAAAACAAUGAUAAAAGAGCUUGGGUCGAAAGAAUUAUGCAGGCUACAGAUAGCAAGAGUAUAGAUACAGCUCUAAAUGUUUUAGGAUCCAACAACACUGGAGCAACAUUCUUGGCAUCAGUUUCAUUAACAUUGAGCUCUCUCAUUGGAGCCUGGAUGUCUAAUAACAGUAUUUUCAGUAGUCAACUAAUCUAUGGUGACACAAGGCCAGAAACAAUGUCAAUCAAGUUCAUAAGCCUGUUAAUCUUCUUCUUAGUGGCUUUUGCAUUCUUUUUGCAAUCAUCCAGAUGCUUCAUUCAUGCAAAUUACUUAAUAACCACACCAGAUACUGAUAUACCAAUUAGUUAUGUUGAAUUGGCAGUGAUAAGAGGAGGUGAGUUUUGGUCACUUGGGCUUAGAGCACUUUAUUUUGCAACCACUUUGCUCCUAUGGUUUUUUGGUCCAAUUCCUAUGUUUGUAACCUCAAUAGGCAUGGUUUUCCUCCUCCAUUACCUUGACAAAAACACGAAGCAAUUGCAUGAUCAUCGAUUGUCUGGAGAAAGAAAGGAGUUUUACAAGAGAGUUGAGGGAAGUACAAGCAGGACAACUCUGCUUUAGGCCAAAUUUCACCCUGGCUAGUACACAAUCUUGAUGUAAUAUUAAUAAUUCUAAAUGAACUUUGGAACAUAAGGAACUUAUUUGAUAAAUUUGUACAAAAAUAGAAAAUGCCAACAACUACUUUUGGUGUUUCCUUGUAAUUCAAUUGGUAAAUAAUUUUA
Messenger RNA from Lycium ferocissimum, 920 nucleotides. RefSeq lists its product as uncharacterized. Bases 37 to 759 code for a protein of 240 amino acids. The record is from RefSeq and is a predicted model, not a curated record. Lineage: Eukaryota; Viridiplantae; Streptophyta; Magnoliopsida; Solanales; Solanaceae. The transcript is spliced from 2 exons.